Molecule: messenger RNA, 619 nt
Organism: Meloidogyne enterolobii
Lineage: Eukaryota; Metazoa; Nematoda; Chromadorea; Rhabditida; Meloidogynidae
Source: the annotation of a GenBank genome assembly
UUUCGGGCAAAUUCCAAGCAAAAAAGUAUUUAAAAAAAUAGUAAUGGAGUCUAUGCUUGAAUCAAGUGCUCCUGAUAACGAAAUUGAACCUGCUUUAAAUCCAGCCAAAGUUGUGAACGAUCUAUUUUGGCUAGCUGAACAAUGUGAACUGCGUUGUAUUUUUGAACAUGCUCUUUGGGCAAACGAACAAUUGAAUCAUCUACCUCAAAGUCAUUUUUCGUCACCAGAUGUAGCACAAUCUUCUAAUUGGCAUUAUGGGGAAAUAAAUAUGAAGAGAAGAGCUUUAAUAAUGUUUGUACGGACAUUGAUGACCAACAAAUAUUACCAUCGAGCUAAGUUUUUCUUGUCAAAAAGCAAAGAAUCUGACUGUUUGGAGGCCUUUUUGUAUUAUUAUUCUUGGUAUUUGAUCUCUAUAAGGGAUAGAUUUGAAGGCGAUGCUGAAGACUUGGAAACUAAGGAACCCUCGUAUGAUGAUAAUAUUUCUGGUUUAUUUUACAUAUUUUUAAAUAUUUUUUCAUAUGAUGGGCUGUUUUUGUUUCGAUUGGUCUAUUCCGAGAAAUUCGAUUUUGUUUUUUUGUCGCGAAUUAGUUUUGGUUUGGCGUUAGGUUUGAGCCAUUGA